UUUAAAAACAGCUUUGCAGAUGAUUUCUGUCUGAAGUUGUGCGUGAACAGUCCUCUUCUCCUUCACUACAAUGAAGACGAUUGUGUUCGCUUUGCUGGUCCUGGCUGUGGCUUGCAGUGCCGAUGAUAAAAUCAUUGGAGGUUAUGAAUGCUCACCCAACUCGCAGCCCUGGCAAAUCUACUUGACUUAUGAUAACGGUCAGCGCUGGUGUGGAGCAUCUCUGAUUAAUGAUAGAUGGGCCGUUUCUGCUGCCCACUGCUAUCUUGUAGCUAAUCGUCUUACUAUCCAUCUGGGAGAGCACAACAUAGCUGUUGAAGAAGGCACAGAGCAGCGAAUCAAGGCAGAGAAAGUAAUCCCUCACCCGAAAUAUAAUGAUUAUACAUUGGACAAUGACUUCAUGCUGAUCAAGCUGAAAGAACCUGCAGUUUUCAACCAGUACGUUCAGCCGAUUCCUCUGACGACCAGCUGUUCUUCUGAAGGAGAGCAGUGCUUGGUUUCUGGAUGGGGGAAUCAGAUCAACACUGGAGUUGACUAUGCCGAUGUGCUGCAGUGUUUGAACCUGCCUGUUCUGACAAGAGCCCAGUGUGAGGGUGCGUAUGGAUGGCAAAUCACUAAAAACAUGUUCUGUGCUGGAUUCAUGGAGGGAGGCAAAGACGCAUGUCAGGGUGAUUCUGGCGGCCCUGUGAUAUGCAAUGGUGAGCUGCGAGGGGUCGUUUCUUGGGGUUAUGGUUGUGCUGAUUCAGGCUAUCCCGGGGUUUAUACUGAGGUCUGCCGCUACACUGACUGGGUUGCGUCCACCAUUUUCAUCUUCUCCACUGCAAUGAAGACUGUUGUGUUUGCUUUGCUUGUUGUGACUGUGGCUUGUAGUCCGGUUGACAAAAUCAUUGGAGGUUAUGAUUGUCCUCAAAAUUCACAGCCCUGGCAGAUCUACCUUACUAAUGAUGGGCAACGCUGGUGUGGAGCAUCUCUGAUUAACGAUAACUGGGCCGUUUCUGCGGCUCACUGCAACAUUACAGCUAAUCUUCUUACUGUCUAUCUGGGAAAGCACAACAUAGAUGUUGUAGACAAAACAGAGCAGCAGAUCAAGACAGAGAAAGUGUUUCCUCACCCAGAAUUUAAACUUCCUUCAUUGGACAACGACAUCAUGCUGAUCAAGCUGAAAGAGCCUGCAGUGUUCACCCUGUACGUUCAGCCGAUUCCUCUGACGACCAGCUGUUCUUCUGAAGGAGAGCAGUGCUUGGUUUCAGGAUGGGGCUACACUGAAGUUGGUUUACCUUCUGCGCUGCAGUGUUUGGAUUUGGCUGUACAGUCGAGACAGGAGUGUGAGCGUGUGUAUAAAAAUGAAUUUACUCAGAACAUGCUCUGUGCUGGAUUCAUGGAGGGAGGAAAAGGCGUUUGUCAUGGUGACUCUGGUGGUCCGCUUGUGUGCAAUGGUGAACUGCGAGGAGUUGUUUCGUGGGGAGCAGGCUGUGCUGAACCAGGAUAUCCUGCAGUUUAUGUUGAGGUCUGCCGUUACACUGACUGGAUCGCAACCACCAUCGCAAACAACUAACUGUUUGUUCAGCUGAAUUGGGCUUGCUGAAAGCAUCUUUAAAUAAACCGCUUUCUCAGCCUGCAACAAAACAAAAAGAUUUCUGUUAUUUCAUAUGGGCAAUAGUUCAUAUUAUACGCUAGUGUUUAAUACGCAACUGCUAGGUGUUGUUUGUUGGGGCUACUACUGUGCUUUAAAGGACAAACCUAGAGUAUUCUGA
Molecule: messenger RNA, 1751 nt
Organism: Danio aesculapii
Lineage: Eukaryota; Metazoa; Chordata; Actinopteri; Cypriniformes; Danionidae
Product: snake venom serine protease NaSP-like
Exons: 10
Coding region: 71-1552 (493 amino acids)
Biological process (GO): proteolysis
Molecular function (GO): serine-type endopeptidase activity
Source: RefSeq, a predicted model, not a curated record